Molecule: messenger RNA, 1062 nt
Organism: Maudiozyma barnettii
Lineage: Eukaryota; Fungi; Ascomycota; Saccharomycetes; Saccharomycetales; Saccharomycetaceae
Gene: RAD14
Product: DNA repair protein RAD14
Exons: 2
Coding region: 1-1062 (353 amino acids)
Biological process (GO): nucleotide-excision repair, DNA damage recognition; nucleotide-excision repair involved in interstrand cross-link repair; base-excision repair
Cellular component (GO): nucleotide-excision repair factor 1 complex
Molecular function (GO): damaged DNA binding
Source: RefSeq, a predicted model, not a curated record
AUGAAUGCCGAACAGAAAGCUAAAAUAGCUGCUAAUAGAAAACUUGCAUUAGAACGAUUAAAAAAGAGAGGUAUAUUAAAUAAAUCUCAACAAAAUUCAAUAGAAAAAAGAUUUGAACCAGUGAAACCGCCUAUUACAAACACUACUGUAGCUAAUAGCAAUACCUAUAAAAACCAGGAACAAUAUAUACCGACAACUACAGUACCAGCCACGCAAUCUAUUCAAUCAAGAGAUGCUACUACAAUAUCCCCCACUAAAACAAAUAAAAUUAGACCCUCUGUUAGAGAGAAAGAUUAUAUUGAAUAUAAUUUUGCUACUAUAAAUAAUUUGAAUGGUGGUUAUAUUAAUCCACAGGAUAAAGUUUAUAAUGAAGGUGAUCCUGAUUAUUAUGGUGGUGAUGAUAGCCAUAACGAUAAAAAAUUAAAGACUAUACAAGAUUGGAAAAAUGAACAACGUGAAAGACGAAUGCUUUAUGAAAAUGCUCCACCACCUGAACAUUCCUCUGUGGCAAUUAAAUGUAUACAAUGUCAUAUUAAUAUUGAAAUGGAUCCUGUAUUAGAUGAUAUCUUUAAAUUGAAAGUUUGUAAAACUUGUGCUAAAGAACAUCCAGAAAAAUAUUCUCUAUUAACAAAAACAGAAUGUAAAGAAGAUUAUUUUUUAACAGAUCCUGAGUUGAAUGAUAUUGAAUUGUUUCAUAGAUUAGAGAAACCAAAUCCACAUUCGGGGACAUUUGCAAGGAUGCAAUUAUUUGUUAGAUGUGAAAUCGAAACAUAUGCAUAUAAGAAAUGGGGAGGUGAAGAAGGAUUAGAUAAUGAAUGGAAACGUAGAGAAGAAGGGAAGUUAAAAAGAAAAGAGAAAAAAUAUAAUGAUAAAAUUAAAGAAAUGAGAAUUAAAACUAGAGCACAAGAAUAUACUAAUAGACUAAGAGAUAAAAAAUAUGGGAAAACUCAUAUUCAUAAUUUUAGUGAUCCUAUACCGAAUGGGAAAGAUGAAGAUGGUUUUACAAUAUUGAAAAGACGUUGUAUAGGAUGUGGUCUCGAAACAGAAGAAGUCUCAUUAUAA